Messenger RNA from Drosophila suzukii, 1147 nucleotides. The record is from RefSeq and is a predicted model, not a curated record. NCBI's taxonomy places the organism in Eukaryota, Metazoa, Arthropoda, Insecta, Diptera, Drosophilidae.
GCUCUAAGGAUAGAAGAAGCACUAAGUAAUUAUAACUUUUACUCUGGCAUGAAUCAUGUACUCUAUUUGUUUAUUAUCCGAUUUGUCAUUUCAGAGUUAAAAAAGUUUGACAUUUUAAAGAUUCUGAAAAUUUCAAAGAAGUUUUACCAUCUGCCCUAAAAGGACUGCACCUGGCUUGUUAAGGUGUCGGGGAUUAGCGGCCAAUAAUUCAAGGAUCUUUUAAAGCCUGGUGAUAGAUUUCGUGAAAUAUAACCAACCUUGGUUUACUAAAAUCCUACCUGUUUUUCCCAAAGGUUACUUAUUAGGGCCACUGGAAUUACCACCCAAUUGGUAGGUAGAACUUUGGAGUGGAUGGCACCUUUACAGUUACACCAUGAAGUACCGUAUGUUGAAUAAGCGCAAGCAAGCGACUCCUUCGCCAGUGAGGCAAUCCGAGGUGGAAGACACAUCCUUGGCCAAUCACAGUGCCCUGGAACUGGAGGCAGCUGCAGCACUCCUGUUGCUUCGAUACCAAUACGAUCGACAGGCCUGCAGCAGUAUUAUAUCCUACACCGAAUCCUGCUCUCCUCCAACUCCUCCGCCUGCUGUGGCUGAUAAUACAACGCCAAAGGAUCAGACUGUUCGUCCUCCAGUCGCCAGUCAGCCGCUGAAGAAACGCUCCAUACCAUCGCAUCUCCUUAGAAGAUCCGUCACACCUGCCAGGUCCGAGAGUUCCGUGAUCAAUAAAUCUAUAGUCAAGGCCAAAACCAGGACACCAAUUCCCGCCAGUGAGCGCAGCUGCAAUAGGUCCCUGCUCAAAUCCUGCAGGAAUAUGAUACGUGAAUUCUUGGACAAUCAGGAGCUCAUCUGAAAACAACAAUUUACUAAAGUAUUUAAGAUUAAUUAUAACAUCCCACCAUUCUUGUUUCAAGAUUUAAAAGUUUAAGAUUUAAGAAAUCUUUUAAAUGAACGAUGCCGACUUUUAAGAUUUUGCAAAAAACAUCUUCAGUGAAUUUUAAAAAACGAAACUAUUGAAUAUAUAACGCCCAGUAAAUGCCAUGCCCAAUGAUUAAGUCGAUCCCCAGGAUCUCGGAUUUCACUUUUCAAUUUAUUUAUUGCAUAUAAAUUUGUUUCCUUUUUUUUAUACAUAUAUAAAUUAUGUAUUGAU